GAGAUGGAUGCACCUUGUUUUCCUUACACCAUGGCUAAACCAGUGUUUACUAAAAUGGCUUUCGUCGAGAUGUUUGGUUGAGUUUGUGUAUCUCUCUGACAAAUGGCUUGAUAUAAACAGACGGCAAUUACGAGAGAGUGUGAAAGAAAGUAGAAGACAAGCGCAAAAUCAAGAGCGAUAUAUAAAACUGUCAGUUUGAUCGCUGCGCGAAAAAGUGGUUUAGAUUAACUCUUGCUUCUAAACAUAUUUGAGUAUCGGUAAGAUUAGAGGUAGUUUUUUUUGGGGUGAGAACAUAAGCAAAAGAGAGGUGGAACCACAUCGGUCAGUGUCUAACAAUAAGCCGAUUAGCAAGAUCCUCGUCGAAUCUCAAGUUAAAACUAAGAAUUGUACCAGCACCCUGUUUGCAUUUUCAAAAACAUUUGGAUUAAAGAAACAUACGUGUUUGCGAAAAGGUUCUGAGAUAUGGAUUUGCGUGAUAACAUUAGGAGAGCAACGUCACUUACUUUUAAAGACAACGAUGCCAAGUUCUAUCGACUAAACGGACUGAGUCAGGCUGCGAAAGAUAGAAAGAUGAAUGAAAGACAAGUGAGGAAACCACGAAAUCUUCAUAUACUGGAAGACUCUGACACGGACAGUGAAGACAAUGUGGACUUUAUAAGGAGUAAAGUAAAACCCACCUUUGACAAAAAUGAAGUCUCUGCCGCUGUUAAAGAGGUAAAUGGGGGCCGUGACCUUUCAAAUAAACAUUGGGAAGAUACACUGGCGAGAAAUCUUGAGAGUAUGACAAAGUCACAGAAACAAGUAUCCGAGUAUUAUAUGAAACAUGAUAAGAGAUCGAAAGCAAACCGACCAGAGGCUAAAGACUCGAACGAUAAGUGUAUUAAGAAGAAUAUAUUCCACAGAAAUGCUGCAAUUAUGGGUCUUGUGAGAACGAAAAAAAUUACAUUGCACGAUUUAACUAAUUCCAAUGAAAACACGGCAAGGAGGAGAAACAACGUGGAAACAUUGCAUGGAAGCACAUUCGACGAGUGUGAUGGUGAUGAAUGCCAAGUGGAAUCGGUUCCCCAUGAUGAAGAUUCUGAAAUCUGUGUUCACCCUUUGCAAAUGGGAAUAGAUGCAAAAAAGUGCAAAGACAUAGAUUUUACCGUUCCACGUAUCGGUAAGAAGAAAAAAGUCACACCGACGGACCAUUAUCUUCACGAGAGCGACGAUUCUUUCUUAGACUUUGUAAAGAAAGACGACAGUAUAUAAUAUCCAGUAGAUAUUAUCCAUUUAUCAUUGCAAAUAAUAUAGAUAUAAAAGUUGGACGUAACAAAUAAUGGCAUCCGAAAUAACUUGUAAUUGCUCACAUUUAGUUUAAUAUGUAUGGAGAUUAUAAAAUAGGAAUUGUCAGAUAUACAAUUGCUGUAGAGAAAGAGGAUGGUACAGCGUAAUAAAUCGUAGACAUUAUCCAUUUAUCGUGUGUAAUAGCAAAAUAUAUAGAUAUAAGAGUUAACAUAAGUUAUUUAACAUCUAAUUGUUCACAAUUAUAUACGAAUUAAAGAUGUAACUUUUAAAUAUACAGGGUGUACUAAACCCAUCGGAUAUUUUUUUAUCACAGAUUUUUGUGUAUUAGAAUUUUCGUCUUGAAAUUUUCUGAAGAAUCUGUAAUGAAAAAAAGAUAUCCAAUUACUCUAUUCAGGGAUAAUAAAUGUAUAUUUUUGUAAAUCAAUUCUGUAAGAUAAUUAAACACUGAAAUUUGCCCUCA
This is a messenger RNA of Vollenhovia emeryi, 1747 nucleotides long. RefSeq lists its product as uncharacterized. The transcript has 6 exons. The record is from RefSeq and is a predicted model, not a curated record. Bases 463 to 1251 code for a protein of 262 amino acids. NCBI's taxonomy places the organism in Eukaryota, Metazoa, Arthropoda, Insecta, Hymenoptera, Formicidae.